UGUGACGUCAUUGUUUUGGCUAACAACAAUCAUGGCGACGUGAAGCUGUAAUUAGUGUAUUGAGUCAGUGAACGGAGCUGAUUGAGUUUUUACGUCCGAGAAUUACUCAAAAACAUAUUUAAAUGCCUGACGAAAUAAACGCAGAGGAAAAAAUGGAGCCUGAUGAUGAAGAGCUUCAAGAACUUUAUAAGUGGUUAGACGAUAUUCCGCUGAGCAGAGUAAAGAAAAAUGUUGGCAGAGAUUUCAGUGAUGCAGUUCUCAUAGCGGAAGUUGUUCAUCAUUUUAAUCCACGUAUGGUGGAGCUACACAAUUACACUCCUGCAAGCUCAGCUCAACACAAGCUAGAAAACUGGAAAUUACUUAACAGGAAAGUGCUGACCAAACUGAAUUAAGUACCGGAGAGAGAUAUACGUGGCUUAAUCACAGCCAAGCAAGGGGCUGCGGAGAUGUUCUUAAUAAAACUCAGGCAAAGAAUUGAAGCUUAUCUUUUGAAAAAGAAGAGCCAGCAAGCUAAUCAGGCACAGAUGUCCCCUGAUGGAUAUCUUUAUGGGAUGGAGGUUGGUUCUGUUCCAUCGAGACCACCAAAAGCUCUCAAAGCUGGUGCAGGAAGGCCGCCAAGGGCAGCUGCACCAGCCCCGAAAGCUCCCACAGUACUCAAACCACCACAUCAAGGCUUAAGUGAUCCUCGAGGGGCAUCGUACAGGCAGCAGUUGAAUGGAGGCAUGGAGCCUGAGUUAGCGCCUGCUGUAAGAAUGGUCAUAGAGCAAAAAGAACAAGCCCUACUAGCAUCCCAAGAAACAGUGCAGAUCUUACAAGCCAAGGUGAGACGGUUAGAACAUCUCCUGAAACUCAAAGACGACAGGAUAGAGGAGCUCACGAAAUCUGUUCAGAGGGCACAAGGACAUUACUGAACCAUGUCUGUUGUGUCAAUUAAGUCUUGGGGGGGGGGGGUUCACAAAGAUCCUAA
Messenger RNA from Strongylocentrotus purpuratus (purple sea urchin), 967 nucleotides. RefSeq names its product sperm flagellar protein 1 (gene spef1). Gene Ontology annotation, biological process: regulation of cytoskeleton organization. Gene Ontology annotation, cellular component: axoneme. Gene Ontology annotation, molecular function: microtubule binding. The record is from RefSeq and is a predicted model, not a curated record. Lineage: Eukaryota; Metazoa; Echinodermata; Echinoidea; Camarodonta; Strongylocentrotidae.